Molecule: messenger RNA, 414 nt
Organism: Medicago truncatula (barrel medic)
Lineage: Eukaryota; Viridiplantae; Streptophyta; Magnoliopsida; Fabales; Fabaceae
Exons: 1
Source: RefSeq, a predicted model, not a curated record
GAUCAUGUGUUUCUGAGGGUCACUCCUAUGACGGGUGUGGGACGUGCAUUGAAGUCUAAGAAGUUGACUCCAAAGUUCAUCGGUCCGUAUCAGAUUUCAGAGAGGGUUGGAACAGUGGCAUAUAGACUUGGUUUGCCACCACAUCUUUCGAACAUGCAUGAUGUGUUUCAUGUGUCGCAGCUUCGGAAGUAUGUAGCGGAUCCUUCUCAUGUUAUUCCGAGAGAUGACGUGCAAGUUAGAGACAACCUUACGGUGGAGACUUUACCGGUGAGGAUUGACGAUCGGAAAGUGAAGACGUUGAGGGGCAAGGAAAUACCCCUUGUGAGAGUCGUUUGGGACGGGGCGACUGGUGAAAGCUUGACUUGGGAGCUGGAAAGUAAGAUGCGGGAUUCAUACCCUGAGUUGUUUGUUUGA